AUGAACUGGAGGGAAGGGAUCAGCAUCAAUGAUGAACAGCUCAGUCGCCCAAGGUUUGUCGAUGAGGUGGUGUUGUUGCACAAAACACGAGUCAUCUGCGUGCAGUGCCGCAACGGCUCGAGAGAAACGGUGCAGAAGUCGGAUCCGACUGCGAAUCAAUCGGACAAAGUCGAUGACACACUCAUCGGAUGCCCUGCAGGAACACCCAGUUGA
Messenger RNA from Soboliphyme baturini, 213 nucleotides. NCBI's taxonomy places the organism in Eukaryota, Metazoa, Nematoda, Enoplea, Dioctophymatida, Soboliphymatidae. The record is from the annotation of a GenBank genome assembly.